This is a messenger RNA of Solanum tuberosum (potato), 531 nucleotides long. RefSeq names its product feruloyl CoA ortho-hydroxylase 1-like. The record is from RefSeq and is a predicted model, not a curated record. The transcript is spliced from 2 exons. Bases 1 to 531 code for a protein of 176 amino acids. Lineage: Eukaryota; Viridiplantae; Streptophyta; Magnoliopsida; Solanales; Solanaceae.
AUGGCUCUAAUUACUUCUUCUCCUUCUCCCUCAAUCUCCACUAGCAUUUUGACUAAUAAUAAUAUUACUAUUGAAAUUGAUUACAAAAAAGGUGUAAAGUACUUAGUUGACAAUUCAAAGGACAUGAAAAUGUUGCCUUCCCAGUUUGUUUUGCCAAUUCCAGAAGGUGAGAGGCCAUCAUUGGCCAUUGAUGGUUCGAUUCCAGAUAUAGAUAUGAGUGGCCUCAAUGGACCUGAUGAGCAAAGACUAUCAACUAUACAUGCCAUUAGUUCUGCAUGUGCUCAAUGGGGAUUCUUUAGGGUGACUAAUCAUGGUAUAAAGACCUCUAUCAUGGAUGAAAUGCUUAAAAUCAUAGAAGAGUUUUUCAAUCUUCCAUUAGAAGGGAAAAUGAGAUAUUGUUCAGAAAAUGUGAUGGAUCCAGUUAGAUAUGGAACAAGCUUGAACACUACCAGAAAGCAUGCCCUUCAUUGGAGGGACUUUUUGAGGCACUAUGGUGGUCUUAAUUUACUAUUUCAAAGAAUAAUAAACUGA